CAAAAACCCUAAACCAAAAUUUAACUUCCAAGUAGACAACGUCUCACUGUUCGCUCAUCCUCCUCGGCGCUACCUCUGCAAUAAAAAUGCCUUUCAAGAGAUACGUUGAAAUCGGAAGAAUUGCACUUGUUAACUACGGAAAAGAUUAUGGAAAGCUUGUCGUCAUUGUUGAUGUCAUUGAUCAAAACCGGGCUCUUGUUGAUUUUCCCGACAUGGUGAGGGGGCAAAUGAACUUUAAGAGGCUAACACUUACCGACAUCAAGAUUGAUAUUAAAAGAGUUCCGAACAAGAAAACUCUCAUUGCUGCUUUGGAGGCCGCAGAUGUCAAGAACAAAUGGGAGACCAGCUCUUGGGGACGAAAACUCAUUGUUCAAAAGAAAAGGGCCUCACUUAAUGAUUUUGAUAGGUUCAAGAUUAUGUUGGCUAAGAUAAAGAAAGCAGGAGUUGUUGGGCAAGAGCUAGCCAAGCUUAAGAAGGAGACUACAGUUUGAUUUAAUACAAACAUUUAGGUUUUGCCGCAGUUUGUUGCAUUGUUGUUCACUAGACACUGUUGAUUCUAUGUCUGACUUUUCACAAGGGAUUUAUAAAAUUAUAUGUAAUCCAGUUUUGAACUUAA
This is a messenger RNA of Erigeron canadensis, 616 nucleotides long. Its product is annotated as 60S ribosomal protein L14-2-like. The coding region runs from base 87 to 491 and encodes 134 amino acids. The record is from RefSeq and is a predicted model, not a curated record. Gene Ontology annotation, cellular component: cytosolic large ribosomal subunit; ribosome. Gene Ontology annotation, biological process: translation; ribosomal large subunit biogenesis. Gene Ontology annotation, molecular function: structural constituent of ribosome; RNA binding. NCBI's taxonomy places the organism in Eukaryota, Viridiplantae, Streptophyta, Magnoliopsida, Asterales, Asteraceae. The transcript is spliced from 5 exons.